Pecten maximus is the source of this 1931-nucleotide messenger RNA. RefSeq lists its product as uncharacterized. Bases 421 to 1038 code for a protein of 205 amino acids. The transcript has 4 exons. The record is from RefSeq and is a predicted model, not a curated record. Lineage: Eukaryota; Metazoa; Mollusca; Bivalvia; Pectinida; Pectinidae.
GUGUUAGCUUUUACUUGAUCUAUGUCUGUUUGAGGAGUAUCGAUAAUUUACUUUUCUGUGUGUAUAUAUUUUGUCAGGGAUUUCUGAAAGUUGGUACUCACCACGUAAUCUUCUGACUUUGAAGACAUACUCAUUCUUAGUUACUCUAUUUAACAUCAAAUGUGGUAUCCUAAUCACCCUAUACAGGGAUUAUUAUAUGAUAACAUAUUUUAUACUUUGCAGCUGAUGCAGUAGCUAACAAUACAUACUUCGGUGUAUGGAGAUGCAUGCUAUACUGCAUUUCCUAGGCGGGAUAUAUAUGUGUCUAUGUUUAGUGCUUACUGACAUACUGCUUUGGCGUUUGUAAUGUUUCGUUCCCGGUGACUAGAUGAUAGCUAGCCUGGUGGUAGAAUAGCUGGUGCUGGAUUUAAAACGGAGAAUAUGUAUGCGGGGAGUGCACCAGAUACAGAUAUCACAGGUGGUACUGGAUUAUUGGGAACAAUCCUUAUUGUUGCAACCUUCAGCCUGAUCAUCGUCAUUGUUAUCGUCAAUUGUACAAUACCAAGAUGCAAGAAGAAAGUUCACAGGGAAUUAAAACCGAGAGUAACAAUAGAAAUGAAAAGGGCAGUUAGUCUCGAAGAUGCAUCAACAGCUUCUGCUUCAUCAAAGUCUGCGCCUAAGAAACCUAUACGUCACUCUCCUUCCACUCAUUCAACUCAACAGAAAACGGUUCAGAACUACGAAAACGUAUUCAUUGGUGUUUAUCGAGGACAGUUUGCUUCUCCUAGUGUCAGUGUGGCGGAGACGUCGGACGUUAUGGACAAUGUAUCGUCUGCUUCCGAUCCUUUCAUUGAUCCAAAGGGAGAAGUAGAUACUUCUAACAAGGAAAACAGAAUUAGCUACGAAGAACAAUGUGACAAAGCUCUUGAGAGACACAUCAGUGUAAGGUAUGAAAACAAUAACGACCAGUUCGAUGACAAUCGUGGAAGUAACGUUAGUGAAAAUCACAGAAGUAAAGGCUCUGUUGAAAUAUCCAUCAGUGUAAACUCUCGUGUGUGAUAUCACGUGAUCUGUCAACUUCAGUGGGUGGUAUCACGCGAUCCGUCACCACUCGUGAUGUUUUAUCGCGUGUUCUCUCAAAUCUCGUGUGGGUAUCACAUGACUUUGUAAGCAUGAUUCCCGGUGUGUGUACAGAUUGACUGAAACAAAAUCAAUGUAAUAAACAAUUACAUAAUAAUCAAAUCAUAGUGAUCAUUUCAAUUGUUGUCUGCGUAGCAUUGUAAAAACUAUAGAUGUAUCUCGAGUGUUUCUUGUUUAUUUACGUGGCAAUCAUUCCAGUAUGUUGCGGUUCUGUUAUACAUUAACAUGGGUUCAUUUUUUUCGCAUUUCCGGCAUAAUUGUUAUUACUUGACUGUUGCAAACUAAUCUGCCACAAAGUACAGCGCGAACUUUGCCUUACGUUUUCACAUGAAAAAUAGGCUGUUCAUCAAUAUGUCGUAUAUAGACAUAUCUUCACAUCCAGUGACCAUUCGUAGUGUAUGUUGGCAUAGAGUUAAAAAUAACAACAUUAACUUGGAUAUUUUGAUAAUCAUAGACCAUUUGCAUACCUUUCAUUGUUCAUUUUAUAUAUAAUUGCAUAUACAAAUACGUACAACAAUCCAACUAAAUGGUUUUUUUAGCGAAAUCAAGCGAAUAAUGACGUCAUUAUUGUAUUUUCUGUAAAUCGAUAGUAUAUUAAUAGUAUAGAAAGUUCAUCGCCUUUCUUAUAGAUUAGUUUGUUUAAAAAGUUAACAAUAUAAUAUCCACUGAUAUAAUUAAAGAAAAAACACCUCCCUUUACUAGUGGACCGAUUCACCCAUUAAUAUUUAAGUACCUAUUCGACAUCAUCUACUUAAAUUUGUUAUUUAUUAUUGAUUUGAUUGUAAUUUUGUCAUUAAAAUCCUUUAAGAUGA